AUGACCACUCAAACUCAGGUUCCGACCUUCAAGCUCGUGCUUGUCGGUGAUGGUGGUACCGGAAAGACUACCUUCGUCAAGCGUCACUUGACUGGUGAGUUUGAAAAAAAAUAUAUCGCCACUCUUGGUGUCGAGGUCCACCCUCUUGGCUUUUUCACCAACUUCGGUGAACUCAAGUUCGAUGUUUGGGAUACCGCUGGUCAGGAGAAGUUUGGUGGGCUGAGAGAUGGGUACUACAUCAAUGGUCAAUGCGGUAUUAUCAUGUUCGACGUCACUUCUAGAAUUACCUACAAGAACGUUCCCAACUGGCAUCGUGAUCUCGUUCGCGUUUGCGAGAACAUUCCUAUCGUUCUUACGGGAAAUAAGGUCGACGUUAAGGAGCGCAAGGUUAAGACCAAGGCCAUUACUUUCCAUCGCAAGAAGAAUCUUCAAUACUACGAUAUCUCUGCCAAGUCGAACUACAACUUUGAAAAGCCUUUCUUGUGGUUGGCCAGGAAGCUCGUUGGAAACCCGACUCUUGACUUCGUUGCUUCCCCAGCUUUGGCUCCCCCUGAGGUCACUGUCGAUACCGAGGUGUUGGCAGCCUACCAGCGGGAGAUGGAGGAUGCUGCUCUGCACCCUCUUCCCGACGAAGAUGAUGCGGAUUUGUAAACGUGUCACCCAGAUAAAAAAAAAGUUCUCACUAGUUUACUCCAAAGACGAUGUGUUAGAUGGUGCUCAGAUGGAUAACCGUUUCUUUUUUCUUUGAUACUCGCUCAUGUUUCUCUUUUUUUCGUCGCAAAUCCCUUUGAUUUUUACGUUACUAUUGGGACCGCGCAUGUUGGAGCUCAUAGGGAUAAAUGGAGGGGAAUUCAAUUCACGAAACCUUUCUUCUUGCUGGUCCGGAUUGCCGGAGAAAAUCAUAAUCGAAAGUAAAAUGGACAAAAAAAAAACUUUUUUUUAGUUGGAGA
This is a messenger RNA of Tuber melanosporum (Perigord truffle), 950 nucleotides long. RefSeq lists its product as uncharacterized. NCBI's taxonomy places the organism in Eukaryota, Fungi, Ascomycota, Pezizomycetes, Pezizales, Tuberaceae. Bases 1 to 651 code for a protein of 216 amino acids. Gene Ontology annotation, biological process: ribosomal subunit export from nucleus; protein import into nucleus. Gene Ontology annotation, cellular component: nucleus; cytoplasm. The transcript is spliced from 5 exons. The record is from RefSeq and is a predicted model, not a curated record. Gene Ontology annotation, molecular function: GTPase activity; GTP binding.